Molecule: messenger RNA, 3260 nt
Organism: Ictalurus furcatus (blue catfish)
Lineage: Eukaryota; Metazoa; Chordata; Actinopteri; Siluriformes; Ictaluridae
Gene: terb1
Product: telomere repeat binding bouquet formation protein 1
Exons: 21
Coding region: 335-2809 (824 amino acids)
Biological process (GO): meiotic attachment of telomere to nuclear envelope; homologous chromosome pairing at meiosis
Source: RefSeq, a predicted model, not a curated record
AAUGUAGUGCUGUACCAUUUUUACUUUUAUACUUUAAUGAAGGCCCUUUAGCGAGUUAAAUCAUUUUAAACCGACGGUAGAGAGCCAACAUAUUUUUAAUCGCAUAUAUUUUCGCUUCGAGUGUCUUUUAGAUGAUAUAAGCCAUGUUUCUGUCCUUUAGUCAUUUUUUAGGCGUGUGACGUGACGCAGUGGCGGGAAAACAGGUGAGGUAAAGCUAUCACUAACAAGUUAUUUUCAUGCGAGCUAGCUAGUUAGCAUUAAUCUACUCAACGAUUUACACAGACGCUUUUAGAAUGAUAUUUUCACACAGAAACAUAAACCAGCUGUUUCCACAAUGUUAAACGCCAACAGGACCGAUCUGCGCUUAUUACUGGAGUGUCUGAAGUACCAGAUGAAAUGUCCAGCAUCUCAGAAACAAGCUUUACUCACCGUCGUCUCAAUCUGCCAACAGAACUCAGGUCAGAAUAUAGAGUUCCUCAGAGAGAUUGGAGGUGUGACGUUCAUCUAUAACCUCUCCAAGGCCAGCGAUUACUCUGAGGUUAAAGAGACGGCUCUAUUCACGCUCAGCUCUCUGGCUGAAGUUAACGAGAGCUGUAAGCAGAGCCUGUGCAGAGAGGAGAUGUUCUGUGGCUUGGCCGACUGCAUGGAACAGGAAGAGUCCCUCACGCUGAAGAGAGUGGCCGUGUACUUGCUUUGUGUAUUAGUUUCCAACAACAAACAGGGACAGAGCUUUGUUAGGACUUCUAGGUGUAUUGAUGUCCUGCUCAACUUAUUCAGGAGUACUUAUCCCAUGGCUGAAGGAACUAAUGAGCUGCUGCAGCUGUGGACCUCAGUGUCCAGUGCUCUCUGUGGCUGUGUCAACAACCCCCAAAACGAGGAGAACCAGUGUGCAUGCAUGUGUGUGUUGCCUCUGGUCAAAGUGUGGCUCCAGCAGGUAUCCGUGUUCAGGGCAGAGCUGGCUCAACCCAUCUGCUCCUUCAUCAGCAUGACUGUGGCUAAUAACUCAUGUGUUCAGGAAUAUUUUGCAUCUGUUGGAGGACUGCUUACUCUCUCAGACACUUUGUCCAGUGCAGUUACUCAGUGCAGGGAGAAUCCUGAAGCCUGUAAACUUGCUGCCAUGAUUACCAGAACACUGUCUGCAUGCAUCACUGACAACGAGGCCUUAGCACCGGUUCUGUCUGAACUGAUGUUGGUUCCACACCUCCUACUUUUGCUGUCCUGCCCAAACCUUAGUCCACGAGACCAGCUGGCCGUGGUGUUGACGCUCGGGUGCUGCACUGACGCAUGCGUGGAGCAUCAGGUUGAGUUGUUGCGGGGAGGAGGACUGCCUCUGGUCAUCUCUCUCCUGAUCGAUGCGAACGAUGAGGAAGUCAGAAAGGCAGCUACCUUUGUACUGCAGACAUGUCAAAAACUCACUGGAUCUAUAGCAGGUCAGAGUGUGGAGUCUGAUCUACAGAAACACCGUCAGUCAGCCUGGGAGAUCGGGCAGAGAAUUCAGCAGCUAGAAAGAUCACAGCUGGAUAAUUUGGGAAAGGGUGUAGAAAAUUCUUCAGCUCAGAUCACAGAAUGCAGAGAGGAAUUGUGGGAAGACUCGGUGGUGCGAAAGGACAGUGGUCGAAGCGGAGAGUCAGGGAGAGAGGACAUUCCACAGAACUUCACACCACCUACACAAUGUCCACCUCAGCCAGUCACAGUGCAGGGGCUGGGAAACCAGCAGCCAAUGCAACAUGUUCGGAGACAGAUUGUUAAAGACUUUGAUAAGUCGGUGAAUCAUUUCCAAAGAAGAAACGGAGAACAGCAGCAAAUGGCUGAGAAUGUGAUGGGAAGUAGUGUAGCAGAACAGAAGAGGGAGCAGCUAAUGAGAAGAGAGAGUGGGAUGAAAAACAGAGGGAUGGAAGAAAUGGAGAGAGGUGAAACAAGUGCAGCAAACCUCAACAAAGACAGAAGCACAGAUGACCUGGGAAAUGAAAACUUUGACAGUGCCACACACACCAAACUACCGGUGGCAAAAGACCAAGAUGUAUGCAGCCCAGAUGUUUUCAAACAUCCUGCUACCACGAAGAGACGCCAGCAGGCUCCGUUUGGCUCUGAGGAUGAGCUGUCUGUGUGCUGUGAGCUCCUGGAUAGUGAGAUUGAGAGGAUUCUGUUCACUCCGGCUGCCUCUAAGCCCAGCAAGCUACGCUGUGCAGGGUGUGUGAGCGGGAUGGAUGAGGUGAACAGCAGGACAGUGGGUGUGGUCCUGCGCAGCUGUAAAAGUCGGUGCGAGUUCCACCUGGUGCUGCAGAGAGCUGAGGAUCGUCUGAAGAGAAGCCUGCGUAUCAGUGGGGUCACGCACGGUCGUGAUCACACACGUGAUCGUGGGGUCAGAGACGCGUGUUCUUCAGAAACGGUCUCCAAACACAUAAUGAAAGAAAGAGAGGGUCACACAAACAGACCGAACCACAGAGACACCACGAGGUUGAUAACACUCACUCCGCUGAAGAGAUCGGGUGAAACACAGGGCAAGUUAGGCUCAGAUAUGCAAAACAGACAUGUGUCCGAUCUCCAAAAACCAGGGGGCGGUGAUGGAAUGCAGAGUUCCUCAGCUAGGCAGAGAGACAGGAAAGACUAUUCUGGAGAGGAGAUAAAGUACCUCAGUGAGGGUGUGCGACGUUUUGGUCACUCCUGGAACACUAUACUGUGGGCGUAUCCCUUCCAGCAGGGACGCACAAAUGUAGACCUGGCCAAGAAAUAUAGAAAGCUACAGCAGGGCUCUGCGCCGUCCCCAGACCUCAUAACACAGGAAUCUGCUGAACAAAGAGUCCACUAAAGAGACAGCGUGGUCUGUACAGCCUGUACUGUUCGUGUGUAAACAGCAGUCUAGCCUUUAAUGCAGAAAGCAGUGGCUAUUCCUUAUGAAGUGUUUAUUUAGUAUUGGUGUUGAAUAAAUUACUGGAUAUUAGUUAUUAUAUUAAAACUUGUGCAAAUCUAAAUGCGAAUCUCAAUCUUUAUAAAUUCAUGAAAUAAGACCUUGUGUAGCCGGACUGCUCUUGUGGUCCAAACGGACUCAAAUGGUAUUCCACAUAGUUCAUUAGCAUAAAAAGCUCUUAUGUUAGCUCUUUACUGUCACACAUCCUCAGAAAGAGAGAGGCUCAUACACUCGAUGAGAGAAGAAAGUAAUAAACUGUCUGAGUACUGCAGAUUUCCCAGCAUGACCAGCGCUGUCCCAGUGUCCUUUAGAGUUCACACCAUGUGCUUUUGUUUCUUUUCCAGUCCUGUCA